UGCAAGUAUGGCUCAGCAUGCAAAUACUCCCAUGAUCUGCCUUCCACAAAUGGAAAUGAGACACAUGGUUCUAGAGGACGACCACCUCAACCUGAGACUCCUGAGCAACAACAAGCUAGAGUGGACUACAAUGCAUGGCGCCGACUCAUCAAAGUUCCACCUAUUAGAAACGAUAAGAGAACAAUGAAACAGCUUUGGAGUGGUGGCCUUGUCAUCUUGAGUGGCAACAAUCUAGAAUGGCAGCAAAUGUUGCCACGCGAUUUGGACAGCGACGACUAUCGAGGCCGGGAACAUAUCAAGGCCUUGCUAGAGCUGCGAUCAAGCCCAGGAGAAGAGCAGGAACUCGUUCGUAUCGCGUGUUCGUUUCUCUCUGUCAUCACUCAUCGCGCUUUUUUGGACUGUCUCUCCGUUGAUACCUCUGUCGGAGCGCUCUACAAUUUUGUGAGUGGCACGAAUGGAAACCGCGCCAUUCCUUUCUUCCAACAUCUUUCUCAAACACUCGUAGAUUCCCACCUCACAUCCGUCAACUCUUCAGAAAUGAUUCAGAAUACUUUGCGGACCAUGCUGGUUGCACUUCGAGAGCUUGUUAGAAGAGAGCCUCGCGCUCGAUUCAACGAAAACAUCACGUCUUUACUCGAUUUAAUGGAAGAAGCGACUAGAGUAGUCGUUGGAGAUACUCGAGAUUUGAUCAUGCCAAUCACGCGGGGGCGGAUCAAUGAAAUACGAGCUAUUGUCGCACGAACAAAUGGACUUCUUGCGCAAGAAGAAAAUAACGCGCAAUCAGAAAUGGCCACCAAGUCGACAUAUCCUCGCAAUCUGAUAAUGCCACAAGAUCGUCACGACAACGACAAGCCUGACAUUGUUAAUAUUAAGAUCUUUCCAACUUCUGAGGAAAUCAUGAGCGAUGCAAUCGACUUUCUGCCAUCCACCGAUCCCGACCAGCCUCACUUCCUUCAAAACAAGGUUGAAAGGCAUAUCGAUACAUUCUUUCGUCUUCUUCGUCACGAUACUUUCGGAGAACUGAAAACGGCUCUUAGAUUGUUCUUGCACACUAUACAAAAUGAUCCAGCUUGUAUCGACAAUCCGAAUCUUAGUCUCGGAGAUUUUCGAGCUUUCCACUACCCGGAUGCGUACAUCAGCUACAUCUCAUUCGACCGUCGCCAUGGUCUCGAAAUAAGUUUAUCGUUCAGCCAACUUCCACAGCUACGCAGAAAAUCAGCGAAAGAGAGACAAAAAUGGUGGCAAGACUCAAAAAGACUUCGCGAAGGUAUCCUUCUCUCAUUUAUCUCGGUUCGCGAUGGUCAAGUUCAGCACUUGUUCUUCACUGUCAGCAGAAGAGAUACAGACACGAAGCAUGACCGGAGCCUCACCAAGGAAGAUUAUCGGUGCACCAUUACCCUAAAGCUGGUAGCCGUUGACCAGACACAGGUAGCUCUGGCCAUUUCCUUGAGCUGUAAAAAUGCUCGUGGACUUCUUCUAGAGUUCCCCGGUAUCAUUCCCGCCACAUUUGUACCAAUCCUCGAGAACUUGAAGGAAAUGCAAAAGCACAGCAGGCUGCCGUUUAAGGACUGUAUCCUUCCCGACCAAAUCGAGAACGCGCAGAACCGGAAAGGCGGAAACACUCUUGACAUACCGGCCCCGCUUUACACUCGUCGUCCUGAAUUUGCUUUUAAUUUGGAGUCCAUUUUCAAGAAAGACGAGGUGGGAAAUGGCGAUAUCUACGUGCGUUCGAACUCUUCUCCUGAUAACACAGCUAUGAUUGCCAUGAUUGAAGCUCGUACCGGACUAGAUCGUGGCCAAAGUGGGGCCUUGAUAUCAGCUUUGACGCGUGAAUUUGCGUUUAUCCAAGGUCCCCCUGGUACAGGAAAGUCGUAUCUCGGCGUCGAAUUGAUGAAGAUUCUAAUGGACUGUAAAUCAAGAGUGGACUUAGGGCCUAUCAUCGUGGUGUGUUAUACCAACCACGCGCUUGAUCAAUUUCUCGAGCAUUUAAUCGAAAAUGGAAUCCAGAAGACUAUUCGUAUCGGAGGCCAGAGCCACUCCGCCAUGCUGGAAGAACACAACCUUCGGAAGAUUUCUCAAAUGGAAGGCAAGACAAGAUCCGAAGGGUUCCUCCUUCACAAAGCAUACGAGCAUUUAGAACAAGAGUCAGAGCAAAUCAAGAAAAGUCUAGGGCGACUUCAUGGCGUUUUUAAACAUGCCAACUGGUCAAAUUUGCAGUAUUACCUCAUGCGCAGGCACCCGCAGAUUCACAAGCAGUUUAGUCGAUUUGAUGAAGACGGUUUUGAGCGUGUUGGUAAGCCUCUUUUUGAUGUCUGGCUUCCUCCCAAUAGCAGUGAUGGCACAGCGACACGAGAUGGCGAGAUCAGGCUGGCGGCCACCUUGAUCGACCACGUUCUACAGAAGGCGGCAGUCAACGUUCAUUCCUUGUCACGGCAAGAGAAACAAACCCUUAUAGAUUUCUGGUGUCAAGAGAUCUACGAUGAUGCUCUUGAUGAUCUUUACGAGAGUGUGAAGAUAACUGACUCUGCGUAUGGGCAACUAGCAAAUAUUCAUGACGAGGUUGACCGACGAGUCCUUCAAGAGGCGGACGUCAUUGGAAUCACUACCACGGGUCUGGCGAAACGAAUUUCCACUCUGCGGCAUGUGCGAUGCAAGAUUGUGAUAUGCGAGGAAGCUGGAGAAGUCAUGGAACCGCACAUGCUAUCUGCGUUGCUCCCGACGGUCGAACAUCUGAUCCAAAUCGGAGACCAUCAGCAACUUCGUCCGCAGAUAAAUAACUAUGGUCUUUCGCUCGAAAGUAAUCAGGGCGGCCUCUACCAGUUAGAUCGAAGUCAGUUUGAAAGGCUUUCUGUGGGGCAAUCUGGGCGACCUAGGAUUCCAGUAGCCCAGCUGAACGUGCAGCGACGAAUGCGUCCUGAGAUAUCGAAAUUAAUACAGGAAACGGUCUAUCCCAGAUUGACCGAUCACGAUACCACUAUUGACCUUCCAAAUGUCGUUGGAAUGCAAAAGAAUGUGUACUGGCUAGAUCAUGACCACUUCGAAGAGGGACAAAACUCCGAGAUGCACCACAAAUCUCAUUCAAACAUUUGGGAAGUAGAAAUGGUGCAUAGUCUGAUCCGCCACAUUGUUCGGCAGGGUGUCUACAAAAGCAGCGAUAUCGCUGUCUUGACACCUUACACUGGACAGCUGCAGAAGCUUCGCUCAGCAAUGAGAAACGACUUUGAAAUCGUACUUAGCGACCGAGAUCAGGAAGCACUUGAUAAGGAAGGAUUCACAGAAGGCGACGCAAGUCCUCAACAUGAAGUCGCAGAGCUUCAUUCAACACACCGUAAGACCGUUUUGGAAAAAAAGACACUCAUUGAUCUCUUACGAAUUGCGACUGUCGACAACUUCCAAGGUGAAGAGGCCAAGGUCAUCAUUGUCUCCCUUGUCCGAAGCAACAAUGAGAAGAGGGUCGGAUUCCUCAGGACGACAAAUCGAAUCAACGUUCUUCUCAGUCGAGCUCAGCACGGAAUGUACCUAAUUGGCAACUCUGACACAUAUUCAAACAUUGGCAUGUGGCAGAAAGUUAUCAACAUGCUUCGGAUGACUGACGCUGUGGGAACGAGUUUGGCGCUUAACUGCCCACGCCAUCCCGAAACCGAGAUCAAAGUUCACGAACCUCAUGACUUUCCCAAAGUCAGCCCAGAAGGAGGAUGUCGCCUCGCAUGUCCUUGGCGCUUGCCUGACUGUGGCCAUAUGUGCCAGUCGAGAUGUCAUUCGGAAAGUAUGCACAACGUGUUUCUAUGCACACAGCCUUGUCAGAGGCUGCACGAACCAUGCGGACAUGUUUGUCAGAAGCCGACGUGCGGGGAGGAUUGCGAAAAGUGUCACAUCAAUCUGAACAAUGUCCCGCUUCCUUGCGGUCAUUUCAAGGAUAACGUAUUCUGCUUUCAAGCACAGAAUCCCGGUAUACUCCGCUGCUCCAUUUUGGUUGAGAAGCUUGUCCCGUCCUGCAAACACACGGUGAAGGUGACCUGCUCAGUCGACGUGACAUCAGAAGAGUAUCGUUGCUCAAACCCUUGCGCUACAACGUUACUCUGCGGCCACCUUUGCCCAGGAACAUGUAGUAGUUGUAACCGUAACGAUGCUGAAGGCAAAGUUUCUAUCUCACACCAGAAAUGCACCAGACCAUGCGGACGCCGAUUUGGCACAUGUAACCAUUUGUGUCAGAAGGCUUGCCACGGAAAAGACUGUGGUCUUUGCUUCUCUCCCUGUGAAGUCCGCUGCCGGCAUUCUAAAUGCACCUUGCGCUGCCAUGAGCCAUGUGCGCCAUGCAUUGAGAGAUGCACAUGGGAAUGCCAACAUCGUGAGCGAUGCACCAUGCCGUGUUCUGCACCUUGUAACAGACUGCCCUGUGACCAGCGCUGCUCGAGGUAUCUUUCUUGUGGCCAUCAAUGUCCAGGUAUAUGUGGCGAAGAAUGCCCCACCGAUUACUGUCACGCCUGUAGCUCCAAG
Bipolaris victoriae FI3 is the source of this 4497-nucleotide messenger RNA. RefSeq lists its product as hypothetical. NCBI's taxonomy places the organism in Eukaryota, Fungi, Ascomycota, Dothideomycetes, Pleosporales, Pleosporaceae. The transcript is spliced from 4 exons. Gene Ontology annotation, cellular component: nucleus; nuclear RNA-directed RNA polymerase complex. The record is from RefSeq and is a predicted model, not a curated record. Gene Ontology annotation, biological process: regulatory ncRNA-mediated heterochromatin formation. Gene Ontology annotation, molecular function: helicase activity; zinc ion binding. The annotation marks the transcript as partial.